GUCGACUGUUACCGUGUUCCUACCUAUUCUUUCCGUAAACUAUGUCGCUCAUUGCCAGGCGCGCCGCCACUGUCGCAAGGCCUGCUGCAGCAUUGGCUGCAAAGCUAAGAGCCUACGCUACUGAGGCUGCAAAGGACCCAGAGAGCGAUGACGACUACCCCAAGGUUCCCAAUGUAUCGCGACAAUAUCUUCCUGCGACAGGCUGGCAGGAUCCACUAUUGCGGCGCAACUUCGGCGACCCUGUGCACGAACAAGAAGAGCUGUACUCCAUGUGGGGUCCAGACAUUCCCACUAUCGCACCGCAUAUCGCCCUGCGCCACUUCACCUACGCAGUAAUCUCUUUCGUCUCGUUCGGCUUCCUUGUGAAAUACGCUCUGACACCAGAGAUGCCCGCCAUUCGCCGCGAGUACCCGUUUGGUGGUUUAGUGACUGAACUUGGUGGUAUGGAUGCAAACAAGGCAAGGGUUGAGGAUGAGAGCGACGUGGACUAGGAUAGGCACAUCUAUAAGACACCCACGAACGAGAGACAAUCGAUGAAUUGAUAUUGCGAAUCGACACCAAUUCAUAUUCGGUGACGUUCCCCACUAGCCGACUGAGUUUGGUACCCGAGCAGCGUUUGCUCCUCGCAGAUGCCCUAUGAUCUAUUCUAUCCUCGUUCUUGGUGAAGUUCUUUCUCACUUACCACGUUCCUGUCACCUACGUACUGCGAAAUGGAAAAUUACUGAAGUAAACAAGUGGGAUAAGGACAAUGCUAAUGUAG
Desarmillaria tabescens is the source of this 760-nucleotide messenger RNA. RefSeq lists its product as uncharacterized. Gene Ontology annotation, cellular component: mitochondrion. Lineage: Eukaryota; Fungi; Basidiomycota; Agaricomycetes; Agaricales; Physalacriaceae. The transcript is spliced from 3 exons. The coding region runs from base 42 to 491 and encodes 149 amino acids. The record is from RefSeq and is a predicted model, not a curated record.